Molecule: messenger RNA, 1320 nt
Organism: Hibiscus syriacus
Lineage: Eukaryota; Viridiplantae; Streptophyta; Magnoliopsida; Malvales; Malvaceae
Product: damage-control phosphatase At2g17340-like
Exons: 15
Coding region: 83-1180 (365 amino acids)
Biological process (GO): coenzyme A biosynthetic process
Cellular component (GO): cytosol; nucleus
Molecular function (GO): ATP binding; pantothenate kinase activity
Source: RefSeq, a predicted model, not a curated record
UCAGUGGCGUGGUGGAGCUUGUUUUCGUUGCAUUUGCCGUCCGUUUCUGUUUCUCAUUUUUCCCCAUCAAGAAAACCAAGUAAUGGAGAGCGAUUCAGAGAUGGUGCCAUUUCCAUUGCUGAAAACUCCCAUCGAAUCAAACUAUAGGCCGUGCACCAUUCCCUACAGAUUCCCUUCUGACAAUCCUCGAAAGGCUACCCCUACUGAAAUUGCCUGGAUGGACACCUACCUCAACUCCAUUCCCUCUUUCAAGAACAACGCUGCGAGCGGUACUACUGUGGCUGAUGCUUCAGCUAAAGCUGAGAAAUUUGCUCAAAGGUAUGCUGAGUUACUUGACGAUAUCAAGAAAGAUCCCGAAAGCCAUGGCGGGCCCCCUGAUUGUAUUCUUCUCUGCCGACUUCGUGAACAGGUUCUUAGAGAAUUAGGAUUUAGAGAUGCAUUCAAGAAAGUCAAAGAUGUAGAGAAUGCCAAGGCUAUCUCCCUAUUCCCAGAUGUAGUUCGUCUUAAUGAUAAUAUUGAAGAUGGAGAGAAGCGCCUGGAGAAUCUAGUUAGAGGAAUAUUUGCUGGAAACUUAUUCAAUCUUGGUUCUGCAGAGCUUGCUAAGGUUUUCUCGAGAGAUGGAAUGCCCUUCUUGGCUAGUUGUCAAAAUCUUGUUCCUCGACCUUGGGUCAUUGAUGACUUAGACACUUUUAUAGCGAAAUCAAGCAGGAAAUCUUGGAAAAAGGCAAUCAUAUUUGUCGAUAACUCUGGUGCAGAUGUGAUCUUGGGUAUUUUGCCAUUUGCAAGAGAGUUGCUAAAACGUGGGACCCAGGUUGUCUUGGCAGCUAAUGACUUGCCUUCCAUCAAUGAUAUAACUUACCGUGAAUUGGUUGAAAUUUUAUCAAAGUUGAAGGAUGAAAGUGGUAUGCUUGUUGGUGUUGAUACUAAAAAACUUUUGAUUGCCAAUUCUGGUAAUGAUUUGCCUGUUAUUGAUCUUACGAGAGUAUCACAGGAGCUUGCUUACCUGGCGAGUGAUGCAGACCUAGUUAUUUUGGAAGGCAAUGGUCGUGGAAUAGAGACUAAUCUUUAUUCUGAGUUCAAGUGUGAUUCAGUCAAGAUCGGAACGGUAAAACAUCCGGAAGUUGCCCAGUUUCUUGGGGGCCGACUGUACGAUUGCGUCUUUAAAUACAACGAAGUUUAGGGUUGAUAAAUUUGUUUGAUCUCGGUUGCACUUGAAGUUGAUACUCAGCUCGUAGGGACAAGAAACUUGGGUUUGAACAUCAAGAGCUCUCACUUAAAUCAAACAAUGAAAUGUGAAAACCAGUUACAUGCGCUUCAUUC